Molecule: messenger RNA, 3912 nt
Organism: Strongylocentrotus purpuratus (purple sea urchin)
Lineage: Eukaryota; Metazoa; Echinodermata; Echinoidea; Camarodonta; Strongylocentrotidae
Product: sterol regulatory element-binding protein 1
Exons: 17
Coding region: 95-3763 (1222 amino acids)
Biological process (GO): regulation of transcription by RNA polymerase II
Cellular component (GO): nucleus
Molecular function (GO): protein dimerization activity; DNA-binding transcription factor activity, RNA polymerase II-specific; RNA polymerase II cis-regulatory region sequence-specific DNA binding
Source: RefSeq, a predicted model, not a curated record
CGGAUCCUAUAGCGAAAUACGUGCAAUAUAUAUUGCGAGUUUUGCAAAGAGAAUUUACGUGUAAUUGUGGACGAAAACACGAAAUGAAAUCAAAAUGGGUGAUCAAUCACAUUGGUUAUUUUCACCGGAUUCGGUAAUGAAUUCGGAUCCACAUCUAAAUUCUGUGAAAAAAGAGGAGGAUGAAGAUGCUUUUCUUGAUGACCUUGAUCUGCAAGAUGAGGACAUGAGUUUCUCUGACUUAUCAUUCAACAUGAACAUGACGGAGUACUCGGACGUCUCGGAAGAGCGCCUCCUAGGGAUGAGUGAGGAAGAGUUGACCGGCAUGUUCGGAAAUCAAGAUAUGCCGCAGCUAGUCCAACCACAAGCGCAACAAACCCUGCAACUCAAGGUACUACAGCAACAACAACAGCAGCAGGCGCAACAGUUACUGCAAGCGCAACAACAGCAGCAGCUCUUGCAACAGCAGCAGCAGCAGCAGCAACAGACUCUGCAGCAAGUACCCGAUUUGCACAUUGUUCAGCAGGAGCAACCGCAACAGGUUAUUGUGGCACCCAAGUCAAUGGAAACAGUCAACACUGGUAGUGUGAAUGUGUCUUCCGAGCUGACCAAUCUGGUUGCCUUACUUCUCAACAACCAACAACAACAACAACAACAGACUACUGUCAACACUGUUGCGACUCCGGCUCCAGCCCAAGUUUCGGUCCCUCAGCUGGUCAGUGCACCAGUCACAGUGGCCUCAGCGGCCACCACUGUCCGGCCAGCUACGGCCAGUGAGGUCAUUCAACAGCUGGUCCAGAAGGAACAACAGAAACAGAUGCAGAACAAGACCAUUGCUCAGCUGGCACUCAUCUUACAGUUGCAGCAACAACAGCAGCAGCAGCAGCAGCAGGUUCAGCAGCAGCCUCUGUUGAUGUCAACUCUUCAGGCCACAGCACAACCACAGAUCACAACCCAACUGCAACCACAGAAGGUCACAACUGUGCAACAGCAGCAACAACCUGUGCAGCAGAAGGUCAUUCCACUGUCAGUUCAGAAGACUUCUCUCCCACGUGUCCAGGUCAUCAAGCAAGAGACUUCUAAACCAGUUGUCACUACAGUCCCACAGCUGGUGAUCCAGUCUUCUCAAAAUGGCAACGUGGCAAUCGUUGGAUCCACCAUGGCAACCGUCUCCAGUCCCAUGGUGAAAUCCCCUGUGUCUACUACCACCACCUCCUCCAUGUCCAAGAUAGCUAUACCACCCCUCUCCUCUUCUCCCAACGGGGUCGGCAUGCACAUGGGCAAGAAGCCAGAGAAACGCAAAUCCCACAAUGCCAUUGAGCAACGCUACCGGAAGAGCAUCAACGGCAGGAUCGAAGACCUCAAGAUCAUGCUCUUCAAAGAGAACAAAAAGGUAUCUAAGUCUCAUACACUGCAGAAGUGCAUAGAUCAUCUGGUUGGUCUGAGGAAGAUGUGUCAAACUCUCAAGCAGGAGAACCUCGGUCUUAAAGCUGAGCUCGACAAGUACAAAGGAACUACAACAGUACCUGAUGUGAAAGACCCUAUGACACCGCCCUCUUCCUUCACCGGCUCCCCUGACCGCUGCUACGAACUAGGCAGUGAGCCAGACUCUCCAUACUCCGGUCCUGAUUCCUGCCCAGACUCUCCCCUGGACGACGACAUGGAGAUGUCAGCACCACCCAGCCCAGUCCGGACCAAUGCUGGUCUAUCCGGGGGUCUACUUGAUAGGACCAGACUGGUCCUGUGUGUCUUCAUGUUCUCUAUCCUGGCCUUCAAUCCGUUUGGGUUCCUCAUCAAUAAGGGCUUUGAGAGCUUUAUGGUGGGCUCAGGGACUGGAUUCAGCGGUGACUCGGAGACCAUGAGUGCUGGAGGCAGGAAGCUCAUGGGAGAAGUAGGAGGAGAAGGAGGCAUGGAGACGACGGUCCUUUCACUGAUUUGGCAGGUCAUACCAACCCUCCUUGUCUGGUUGAUGAAUGGAACCAUCAUAGCUACGGUCCUGGUGACGAUGCUGUAUGGAGACAAGACAGGAAAGAGUUCCGCCAUCAAUGUGACGGCCUACUGGCGUUACAGGACUCAGGCUGAGCAGGAGAUCAUGAAGGGUAACAUUGCUCAGGCCCUCAAUCAGCUGUUCCAUUGCUUCGCUGCUCUCGGUCGCAACCAUCCUCUGGGUAACCUGGAAUACUAUGCCUCCUUCUUCUGGAACCUCUUCUGCCUCCCCCUCAACGUCUUCUUCAAGGGGCGUGGCAUAGGAGCGUGGCUAUCCCGACCCAAAGGGGACAAGCAGAAGGAUGGCAAGUACCCCGUUGCUCAGACCACUGCAAGGGAUAUCGCCAAGACCUAUCACCACAUUGUGCAGCUCUUCUUGACAGCCAAUUUCUCUCUUGGUGUACCGCGAGCCUUCUACAUGGGUAUAUGCAGCAUCAACCACGCUGAGAGAGCUAGAGACGCCAUGAGUCCAACUGAACGAGCAGAGAUCUACGCGACUGUAGGGGUACUCAUCAGGACUAGGUUCUCAAAAUCACUCCAGUGGCUUGCGAGCCUGGUGUUCUAUCGAGUGAGGUACAUCCUGAACCGAUCCAAGAGUCCCACACCUCCUAUUCUGAGUUGGACGCUGGCUGCCUUCUCUCACUACUUCAGGCAGAAUGACAUCGUCCCCACCUCCUGGCAGGGACCAAGCUAUUUCACCUCCAUCACAGAGAAACGCAACCCAUUGGUGGUAGUAUCCCAGCAUCUGAGAGAGCAUAUGAUCCACAACGUCCUCAAAGGUAUCCUGACCCUACGACCAGAUGAUAACCAGGACUCACAGAAGAGCAAGAGAAGUGUGGAUCAAGAUUUCAUGAUGCAGCUCAAUGGACUGAGCAUCUCUCUGGAUGAAGCAUCUACCUUCUAUCAGCAAAAUAUGGAUGUCACUUCAAACUUCCAAGCCAGGAAUGAGUAUGAUCCUGUUGCACUUUGGUGGGUCAAUCUUCUCUUUGUGGCUGCAUACUGGCAGAUUGGAGAGGAAGAGAAGGCUGAGGCAUACAUCAGCUGCAUUGAUUCAUUGCCAGCUGAGCUCCAGAAAGAAAGCUUCCCUCUAGCAGCCCUCCAAGCCUGCAAGGCCCGGCUUGCCCUUCUGUCAGCUGCUCAGAAUGACAUCCCGGAUGAUUGCCUCAGGAUGUCUGACCUAGCAAGCAACAAUCUGGUGCGCAGUAUGGAAGCCGGCUACUCUGGGGAAAACUCUAUCAUGCUUGUCCAGCUCCUGGUUGUUGAUUGGCUCUUGUCGACCCGCUCAGCCGUCUGGCAGCGCCGUCAACAGGGUUCCCCAUCCACCGUACCAGCUACCAAGAACGAACUCUCUGCCUUCCAUCAGGAUCUCACCACCCUCAGAAAGCUGGCCAGUGAGCUUCCCCAUGUCGGGUCAAAGGUCACGCUCUACGAGGCCGUGGGUCGUCUGAUGGCCGGUGCGAACCCCGUCCGAACGCAGGUCCUCCUGGAUCGUAACCUCAGAAAGAGAAACGCUGAUCCCAAACAAAAAGAUUCCGAGAUUGAGAGCAGCACCGCGGAGCAUGACCGCGCCCAGUCCCUUCUCGUGAAGAGCUGCUACCUCUACUCCACCAUGCCCUCUGAUACGCUUGAGCGUAAGAACCUCCUCAACGAUGCGGUCCGCUCGCUGGAGAAGGUGGGCGAUCGUCGCGGCAUGCAGAGCUGUCAACAGAUGCUGCAGUCAUUACAGAAGUCCGGAUCAACGCAGUCCACCAACACUACCGUCACAACAGCAUGUUGUUAGUUUAAGGAGGAGGAGGAGGGUGUAUUGACAUAUACAGUCAAACUUGUCUAUGUCUACUCAAAGGAAACGGAAUAGUGAUCACUGUAGAGAAGUGGUCUUUCUAAACAAGUUCUUCAUUUCACACAUCAGAGAGAGAGAGAGAGAGAGAG